AACAGCCGAAACAAAAUUCAGCGAGUCUAUGGCGGAGCGCUCAGUCGGUGUUUUAACUUUAAAAUGAAAAUAACUUUUAAAAUUUAAAAGUAGUCGCGUGUAUGCAAAUGAAAGGACAAGCUAAAUGAAAUAAGUUAAGUGCAUGGAAGUGUAUUCUAUGAUACAGGACUUGUUUAACAAAGUGCAACCACAGCCGCUGUGUUAAAUGCAGAUUGUGUUUGAAACAAUUGGAAAGAAUAGAACGAAUGGGAGCGUGAACAUCUGUCAGUUUGCGGUUGCGCUGCUUCUUCCUUUCGUCGCCACUGUGCAUUAUUGUUGUGUUUUGUGUUGUUUUUACGCGCAACGUCUUUUACUGCCAUCCACAUUAUGCCGUACGCAACAAACAAAUGCGGGCAGUAAAUGUAUAUAAAUUAAUAAAGUGUAUUUAUUUUCAAAAAUCGCAUCCACAUAUUAAAUUUGAUCAAAUCGUCUAAAUACAAUCACACGCGCUAUUCACAUCACACAGUAACACAAGUGCCAAAUUUUUUUUAACGCAACUCUGCCAAAUUUUACACAGGGAAAACAAACAAUUCGUCCAAAACAAGAAACAAGAAACAAAAAAACCGCUAGCGUGUAAAUAAAAUAUAUUUUGUGCGCGCACGGUUCAAUCAUGGGAAUAUACGCGUUUAUAGCAUUUAUAAAGCAGAUGCGUCCCGUUUACAUCCGCUAAAUGAAGAGUUAUAGUGAUUACCAUAUUGGCACCCCUCCCAGUAGCACUGCAACCGCAUUGGAGCAUCACUUGGAACAGUAUAGCCCUACAGCUAUUAGCACCUUAGCCAACGGCCAUCAUCAGCACUCACCAGCACAACAGCAUCACCACCACCACCAGCACCAACACCACCUGCUACAUAGUCACUCACAGCAUUUGCUCGACCUCAACGAUUCGUUAUCACCGCCCUCUUCAAUACAAUCACAUAACGCUGCAGCCGUAUCCGCCGCUGCAACGUUGCCACAGAUGCCUCACUUUGGACUUGGCGGAGGUGUAGGUGGCGCCUACGCACAAACACCACCCAGCCCUCCAGUGCAUCACGCCGCUGGCGGAGGUGGUUUGAUGCCACCUAAUUCGCCACAUCAUCAUCAACAACAGCAACACCACCAGCAGCAGCAACAGCAUCACCUGGCGAUGUUGCCGCGUGGCCUAACUGCUGGAGGCGGGGGUGGCGGUUGUGGUCCACUCAUGUCUACAGGCCUAAAUUCCAAUACGGUUGGUGUGCCAUAUCGGCCACAUAUUGAAGAUAAAAAACUGACACGUGAGGCGAUGGAGCGGUACAUGCGAGAACGCAACGAUAUGGUCAUUGUGAUCCUGCAUGCGAAGGUAGCCCAAAAGUCAUAUGGCAAUGAAAAGCGUUUCUUUUGCCCACCACCUUGCAUUUAUCUGUUCGGCAGCGGUUGGCGUCGUCGCUACGAGGAAAUGUUGCAGAAGGGCGAGGGCGAGCAUUGCGCGCAAUUGUGCGCCUUCAUCGGCAUUGGCAGUUCGGAUCAGGAUAUGCAACAGCUCGAUUUGAAUGGCAAGCAAUAUUGUGCCGCCAAAACGCUGUUCAUAUCCGAUUCGGAUAAGCGAAAACAUUUUAUGCUCUCGGUGAAAAUGUUCUACGGCAAUGGCCAUGAUAUUGGCGUAUUCAAUUCCAAACGCAUCAAAGUCAUAUCGAAGCCAUCGAAGAAGAAGCAGUCGCUCAAGAAUGCCGAUCUAUGCAUAGCGAGUGGCACAAAUGUGGCGCUUUUCAAUCGCUUGCGCUCGCAAACGGUGUCGACGCGUUACCUGCAUGUGGAAAGUGGGCAUUUUCAUGCGUCCUCGACGCAAUGGGGCGCCUUCACGAUACACUUGCUCGACGAUAACGAAUCGGAAUCGGAGGAAUUUCAGGUGCGCGAUGGCUAUAUUCAUUAUGGUGCGACGGUAAAGCUAGUUUGUUCAGUGACGGGCAUGGCGCUGCCACGGCUCAUCAUACGCAAGGUGGACAAACAAAUGGCGUUGUUGGAGGCAGAUGAUCCGGUGUCGCAACUGCACAAAUGUGCGUUCUACAUGAAGGAUACCGAUCACAUGUAUCUCUGCUUGUCGCAAGAGAAGAUCAUACAAUUCCAGGCGACGCCCUGUCCGAAAGAGCCAAAUAAGGAGAUGAUUAACGAUGGCGCCUGUUGGACAAUCAUCUCCACAGAUAAAGCUGAAUAUCAGUUCUAUGAAGGAAUGGGACCUGUGGGUUCCCCUGUCACGCCAGUGCCAAUUGUGAAUUCGCUCAACUUGAAUGGCGGCGGCGAUGUGGCGAUGCUUGAACUCAGCGGCGACAACUUUACGCCGCACUUACAAGUCUGGUUCGGUGAUGUGGAGGCGGAAACCAUGUACCGCUGCACGGAGACGUUGUUGUGUGUGGUGCCUGAGAUUUCACAGUUUCGCGGUGAAUGGUUAUGGGUCCGCCAGCCAACACAGGUGCCCAUCUCGUUGGUGCGCAACGAUGGUAUUAUCUAUGCGACGGGUCUGACAUUCACCUACACUCCCGAACCUGGACCACGACCGCACUGUACACAAGCCGAGGAUGUGAUGCGUACACGCAACGCAGCCGCAGCGGCAAGCAACAAUAACGGCAAUAGCGGUGCUAGUAUCGGUGUUGGCGGUAUCGGCGGCAACAACAACAAUUUAAGUGGUAUGAGCAACAACAAUAACAAUACGGCGCAUUCACCCAACGACGGUAGUGGUGGUGGCAGCAGCGGCGGCGGCGGCGGCGGUGGUGGUGGUGGCGGUAAUGGUGCAGGGGUGAAUGCCAAUCAUCAAAUGCACCAAACACUGCCGUCCAUAAACGAAGUGCAAUGGAAUACGCACGGAGGCGGCGGAUUGUCCUGAGUGAUGGUUGCACAAACCCAAUGGCCAAAGGCGUCAGCGGCAGCAGUGCAAUUGCAUUGUUGUUGGCAAGUGUGGAUGAUGGUGUGGCUCUGAUGGGGAGAAGCACGUAGUGGAGUGCAUAAAUGCUUAUGCUUGAAAAAAUAGUAAAUUUACUACGAUGAUUCGAUGAUUAUUUUGUGAGUUUCAAGCGUUUUUAUUUUUAUUUUUUUUUUUCAUUUUAUUUUUUUAUUUUUCAUUUUAUUUUUUUAUUUUUCAUUUUAUUUUUCUUGUUUUUACACUUAAUUUUUUCAAUUAGUUUUAAUUAUUAUUAUACAACAAGAAUUUAGUCGAUGUGUUUUUACUUAUUUUAAAACACAUUUUUCAUACAUACACGCAACAUACAUAAAUUAUUAUAUAUUUUCAUGCACACAUCCACGCACACACACACACACACACACACACAUACACUCACUCUCACAAGCAUACCAAUCAAGUAGUUGGUACAAAACUAUACAACUUUUCAUUCCUGUAAACAUUGCAAAUAUUUUUCUCGAAACUAAAUGUCAAUAUCAGGGAUAAUUUUUUAGCAAAAAAAUGAAACGAAAAAAAAAAACAAAAACAAAAAAAAAAGGAAUGCAUUUUACUGUAAUCCCUGUAGGCAAGAUAAAAAAUAUCCGAAAUGAACAAACAAACUAUUAUACAUACCUUUUAUACAUAUAAACUACGAAGAAAACGGAAGAACAAGAAAAUUUAAUUAUGAAAGCAAGAAUCCUUUACAAUGAUUUAGCCAUGUAAGUUGCCUAGACUUAAUUUAGAAUCUAAUGCAAAUGUAUUUGUACAUAUACUUAAGUUUAGCAUUGCAUAAAGCUAGAACAAAUUAUAUAUUUUAGAUACGAAUUUCAAUGAAAUUGGACACAAACGGACCGCGACCGUCGCAGGACAUAUGCCUACAAUUGUAUUUGCAUAGUUUUAACAUAAGCAGAAAGUUUAGCAUUUUAGCCAACAUUUUUUAGAUGAAUGCAGCAAAACGUAAUAUACAUACAUACAUGCAUACCUACAUACAUACAUAUGAUCAUCUAUAUGUAUACAUAUUUUAUACGAUAAGAUAUUUAUAUACAUAUUCAUAUAUAUAUAUAUUUCUACAUUAUCUACUAUACAUACAUACAUAUAUGGGUACGUGCAUGUGUGCGAGUGCGAGCGUACAUUAAAUUAAAAAAAAAACAAAAAGAAAAAAGCAAACAAAGGAUUAAUCAAAUAUUUUA
Messenger RNA from Anastrepha ludens (Mexican fruit fly), 4113 nucleotides. It is a transcript of the gene Su(H), whose product is annotated as suppressor of hairless protein. The coding region runs from base 710 to 2872 and encodes 720 amino acids. The record is from RefSeq and is a predicted model, not a curated record. Gene Ontology annotation, biological process: regulation of transcription by RNA polymerase II. Lineage: Eukaryota; Metazoa; Arthropoda; Insecta; Diptera; Tephritidae. Gene Ontology annotation, cellular component: nucleus. Gene Ontology annotation, molecular function: DNA-binding transcription activator activity, RNA polymerase II-specific; RNA polymerase II cis-regulatory region sequence-specific DNA binding. The transcript is spliced from 5 exons.